This is a messenger RNA of Rotaria sp. Silwood2, 3966 nucleotides long. Lineage: Eukaryota; Metazoa; Rotifera; Eurotatoria; Philodinida; Philodinidae. The record is from the annotation of a GenBank genome assembly.
AUGGCUCUCUGUCUUAUUAAUUCGCUCAUUGCACGUCAUGGAUUUGUACCGUAUGAUCAAUUAGUUCGCUACAAAUGGUGGUAUAGACAUGGUUAUAUGUCGUCAACAGGACUUUGUUUUGAUAUUGGCUCAGCUACUACUCAAUCAAUCCAAGAAUUUGAAAGACGUCAAAUUAUAUUUGCAAAUGAAAAGAAUAUUCUUUUUGAACACUUAGAUUAUUUAUCCGAUCAUCAACUUCUCAAUGAAUUUAACGUUUAUUGUAGUCAAGAAGGCGUAGCUGGAAAUGGUGCUCUCAUGCGUUUAGCUCCCGUACCACUUUUCUUUCAUCGAAAUCCGAAACUUGCUGUCCAAUAUUCUGGUAUUAGUGGUCAAAUUACACAUGGUGAUCAAAAGGCCUAUGAUUCAUGUCGCUAUUUUGGUGCUCUCAUAGUCGCUACUCUUCAAGGUGAAACAAAGGAUAACUUACUCAGUAAUAGAUUCUAUGAUAAUCACAAAGAUUGGUUCAAUGAUGAACCUCUUCAUCCCGAUGUCCAGCAAGUAGUUGAAGGAUCAUUCAAGCGAGACGGAGGUUACGAAGAUGGUAUACGAGGUAAAGGUUAUAUUGUCAGUGCUCUCGAAGCUGCUCUAUGGGCUUUUUGGAGUGAUGAAGAUUUAUUCGAGAAAGGUGCUCUCGCUGCUGUUAAUCUUGGUGAUGAUACAGACACGACAGCAGCCAUUUAUGGUGGAUUGGCCGGAGCUUAUUACGGUUACAAGAAUUUACCUCAGAAGUGGGUUGAUAGUGUCUAUGCAAAAACCUUCAUCAUAUGCUUAUGUAAAUGGAUGACGUAUGAAGCAGAAAAGCUUUCUGAUGGUUCAAUUCAACCGGAACCUCAUUUUUCACGUCAAAGCUCAAUCGAUCGUCGCGAUUCUGAAGCUCACUCAAUGGUUGAGAGAACGAUAUCUGAAGAAAACUCGGUAACAACACAUAGUUUUCCGCCAAUCAUAAUUUCAACACCGGCCAUAGUGCCUUCUAUACAGCGUACCGCAAUCGAUCCAAAAGGCAAACUUGGUUUGCUCUAUGAUGCAUAUCGAGAUCGUCUUAUUGUUCAAUCUGAUAUUAUUGUUAAAGAUCAACACCUAUAUGUACUAGCUAACACAAUGAAAUGCUUCGUGAGAAAAGGAAAUUCUCACGAGAAUCUAAACCUUCUUCAAAUUAUUGACAUUACAAAUGAGUUGCGUUUGAGCGUAGAACUCAAUAUUUCACCUGGUCUCGGAAUAGCUAAAACAAUCAAUUAUACUUCAUCGAUUGAUUCUUACACGCGAUUUCUCUAUUAUAACUAUCUGGAUCGAGAAGAAUCAUUGCCCGGCAAUGCUAACGAUAUUAGUCGGUCGAUUCUAUCACCGAUGCCUAAAACUCAAGCUACUCACGUUGUAAUAGGUGUCAAUUGGGGAAUUGAAGUUCUUGCUAUUCUACAAUUAUCACCCGAUGAUGCGUCCAAGAUCGAUAAUGUACUCAAUCAAAUACGUGAAAAUUUAACGAAUAAUAACACAAAUCUAGACAUGACGUUAGAUGAAAAACGUAUACUUAAUCGAAUCAAUCACACGGCCAUUUAUUCAAACAUUUAUGAACUAACUCAAAUAACGAACGUACUCGAUCUUUGUUAUAAAAUUGUUGAUGUUCGAGCGAAUCGUACUCGGCACUCACCGUUGACAUAUACGCUUUGUCCCAUACGAUUUCUAUAUCCUGAAUAUUCAGAAAAGGAUGUAACUUAUAUUGCAUUAGAACCGCAAAUUAUCGAGAAAAUUGAAAUGCAUUUACUUUCAUUGUAUUGUCAAUUCAAGAUAUUAAAAAAGUUAUUAGAACAUAAAUCUUUCCAUUCAUCAGAUGAAUAUCUUCGUCAACAAUUUCUUGACGCACAAAAUCAAUUUUCAAAGUUAGAAAAAAUCUACACAAAAGAAAUGAAAAAAUAUCAAGAUUGCAUUAUUGAUGUUCGCAAAGGAAAAGUUUCUUCAAAUGCAAUUAUUCGAGAAUUGACUGAUAAUCAUCAAAAUGGAUUAAAAGAAGCUAUCAAUAACGUUAUAACACGUUUGAACAAUUUAAAAGAGAAAGGACGUUCAUUUCAUGAUCGAAAAGUUACACCAAACGAACAUCAUUCAUAUAAUGAUCGUCAUGAUACAAAGAUCGAAUAUCAGUCAACAAAAGAAAAACGAAAUGGAAAUUUCAAGUAUCCAUUGGAUACAUCAGAAAAGAAAUUUGAUAGAAAUUCUUCAUCGUUUGUCGAACGUGACACAUAUCACGAAUCCGUUCUUCCGUAUACUGAUCGUCCAUUGAAAUCGCACAGUACUGAUAAGUUAUUAUUAGACGAUGGAAUUGGUACCGUACAUGUAUCACAUUCGAAGAGCUCAUGGUCACCACGGACAUAUCCUAAGUUUUCCUCAUUAAUGCCAACUGGAGAAACAAUAAACAUACUUCUUCUUGGUGAAAUUGGUGUUGGAAAAUCGACUUUUAUCAACGCUUUUGCUAAUUAUUAUUCAUUCGACACACUCGAUAGUGCCCAAUUUCAUGAACCAGUCGUUGCAAUUUCAAGCUCAUUUGUAAUGACGACACGUGAUUUGUCUGUGCCACCAAUACGAGUCCGACUCGGCAUGACAGAUUGCAAUGAAAUACAUAAUAAUUAUGAUCAUUCAACGACUCAAGAAUGUAAAUCGUAUCUAUUUCAUAUGCAUGAUGGUGCAAAGAUUCGAUUUAUUGAUACACCUGGUCUCGGCGAUAUUCAUGGUCAGACUCAAGAUCAUCUCCAAAUUCAAAACAUAUUAUCAUUUAUCAAUAAUUUGUCACAUUUGAAUGCUGUAUGCUUUUUGCUGAAACCAAAUUUUUCACGAUUUUCUGUUUACGAAUCUUGUUUUCAACGACUUUUUACUUUUUUUGGCGAAGAUAUUUGCAAAAAUACUAUUUUCUGUUUUACACAUUCGUUUUCCAUGCGAUUCGAUUCUACUGAUGGAAUUCGUUUAUUUGAAUCACAGCUGAAAUCAAUAUCAAAUCAUGGAAUUCGGAUGAAAAAAGAAAACACGUUUAAUUUCGACAGUGAAUCUUUUCGCUAUUUAGCCGCUUUACAUCAUUCGAUUGAAUUCGAUGACACGUCAAUGUAUCAUGUGAAAUCCAGCUGGUCAAAAUCAAAGAUUGAAGCGCUACGUUUUCUUCGAUAUAUAAAAACGCAACUUAUCCCAUUUCAAAUUCAUGCAAAAUGUCAAUCGAUCGAACAUGCUCUACUCGAAAUUCAAUGUAUGAUCCAUCCCAUGUUGGAAACAAUGCGAAAUAUGUUGCGAAAUCAUUUGUUGGAGACAAUAUAUUCGCCUAGUGCGUCAAUUGAAUUAUGUCCAAAAGCUAUUUCACCUAAUGUAGCACUUUGUUUAUCAUGUCCGUCUCACUCUGAUCAGUUUGGAAAGUUUUGGAUACGUCUCAAUAAGCAACAUAAACUUGACAAGAAUCAAUGUUAUUCUUGUGUAUGUAAUUUGAAACGGCAUAUUCCAAUGAAUUAUCAACUAGAUUACAAGUUUUUAUUCGAUCAACACAAGCAUAAUUACAAUGAAAAGGCUGAUAUUAUUGAACUAAUCAUACUUAGCGCAUAUUUUGCUACUUUUCUCUUACGUUUUUCCAAUGAUAUACAAAAUGAUCCAUUCUUGCUAGGUAUCGAUCGAAUGAUUAACGAAGAAUAUUUUAUUUAUGCGCAUUACUAUCCAAAUAUUCUCAAUUUGAAGUUACAUGGCACACUCAAAGACCUCAAGCGUCAUUAUCAACGAGAUAUGGAGGAAGUGUCCAAAAAGCAAAGAAGCUACAUCGAUUUAUUUGACAUCGAUGAACAAAUCAAGUAUACUAGCGCUCUACCAAUGAUACACGAACAAAUGAAUGCUAUAAAACAAAGUCGCGAAUUAUUCAUUAUCGAACAUGAACACCAAAUAUCGCUAAAAAACAAGCGUAGAUCGUAA